GAGGAGCUCUCAGCAUCUUGACCUCGCUCGUCCCCGGGUCUGCGGCUGAGUGAGUGGGCAGAGCCACCGGCGGGGAGCGGGGGAGCAGGCGGCAGGCAGCAGUGGUUCCCUCACCCCUCAGGGUCAGGAGCAGUCCAGAAGGAAGCGCUUCACUGCCCAGGAGGCCCAGACAUUCCCACGGUGGCCUGCGUAGUGGGUGGGGAGCCUGUGCCCGGCUCUCCAGGAACACAGUCACGGGGCCAGCACAGAGAUGGAUAACUCCACGGCGGCCCCGGAAGACGAGUACGACGUGCUCAUAGAUGGUGACCUGCAGAGCAGCGAGACCCCGCCGUGCGACAUGGACGCCACCAAGGUGCUCUCGCCCCACCUGCUUCAGCCACUGCUCUUCACUGUGUUCACACUGGGCCUGCUGGACAACAUCUUGCUGGUGCUGAUCCUAGUAAAACAAAAAGGACUUAAACACACAGAGAACUUGUAUCUCCUGAACUUGGCAAUUGCCAAUGUGUGCUUGUUGCUCAGCCUUCCCUUCUGGGCUCUGGGUGCCUGGUCCGAGGACCACGCCAGGUGCCAGACGUUCGCCGGACUCUACUGGACAGGCAUCCAUGGCGAGGCGUGCUUCAGUUCCCUCCUGAUGGUGCACAGCUGCUCCCUGGCGCUCUCUCAGAGGCAAGGAGGGCCCUCGGCUGCCAGGAAGGCACGCUGUGGCGUGGUGACCACCAUGCUGGCAUGGAUCGUGGUGGUCGCCAUGACUUUGCCGGAAUCCAUCUUCUACAAACCUCCUGUGGAAGGUCAGAAGCUCAGCUGCUCCUUCCGCAGGCCCCACUUCCUGGCGGUGGAGGAGACACUAUGGAAGCGUUUUCUGACUUUAAAGAUGAACAUCCUGGUGUUUUUCCUCCCCCUGUGUGUGUUUGUCUUUUGCUGCUCCGUGCGGAUAAGAAAACUGCUGAGGAGUGGGGCUGGGGGCGACAGUUGUUGCAGGCUGGUUUUGGCCAUCAUGCUUGCCUUUCUUCUGAUGUGGGCGCCCUUCCAUGUCGCACUUUUCCUGUCCACGUUCCAAGAAUGCUUCCCGCUGCAGGACUGCCGGAGCAGCUACCACCUGCAUGCGAGUGUUCAGAUCACCAAAGUCAUCGCCACCAGCCACAGUUGCAUGACUCCUCUCCUCUGUGUGACUCUCCACAAGCCAAUCCGGAAAUACCUCAGCCACCUGUUCCAUCCAAGCCGGUGCACUCCACACCGAGCUGGUGAGGACGCUGGGCAGGCCUCGCGAAGAAGUCUUACCACUCACUUGUAAGCUAGCUUCCAAAUAAACACUGCUCCUUGUCUCUGC
Molecule: messenger RNA, 1327 nt
Organism: Ochotona princeps (American pika)
Lineage: Eukaryota; Metazoa; Chordata; Mammalia; Lagomorpha; Ochotonidae
Gene: CCRL2
Product: C-C motif chemokine receptor like 2
Exons: 2
Coding region: 251-1291 (346 amino acids)
Biological process (GO): inflammatory response; G protein-coupled receptor signaling pathway; immune response
Cellular component (GO): cytoplasm; membrane
Molecular function (GO): chemokine receptor activity
Source: RefSeq, a predicted model, not a curated record